AUGAACGCAAUUGAUAAUCAAAAUUCAGAAUCAUUUUUAAUAGAUGAAUCAACAUUAGAUAGCCCAUUAAAUAGAUUAGUUGAAAAUCUUACAGAAGAAUUUAAAAAUGUACAACCAGAAGGAUUCACAGGUAAUGGUCAAGUUAUUGUCAGCCUAUUAACAGAAUAUAUAAAUAAUCAUAAUGAUUGGAAAGAAUAUGUUUUCUAUUGUCCAUACUCUUAUAGUAGAAAUUUAAUUGCCAAAAAUGAUAUGUUUGAAUUAAUGGUAAUUUGUUGGAGAAGAGGUCAACCAUCACCAGUUCAUAAUCAUGAAGAUCAAAGAUGUUGGAUGGGUUGUGUUAAAGGUCAAUUAGAAGAAACAUAUUAUGUAUUUAGUGAUACAAAGAGUACAAAAGGUGAAGGAUUAUUAGAACAAUCAUAUACACAUCCAAUUGAUAAUGGUUCAGUUGGUUAUAUUACAGAUGAGAUAGCAUUUCAUAGAAUGCAAUCGAUUACAGAUGAAACAAUAUCAAUUCAUUUAUAUUCUAAACCAAUUACUGAAUGUAAUAUUUAUUGUCCAGAUAAAGGUACAAUCACUAGAAAGAAAUUAGGUUAUUUCACUCAAUAUAAAAAGAAAGUUUUAAAUUUACCAACUGCUUCUUGUGGAAGUGUACAACCAUUAUCAUCAACACCAAUCCCUCAAUCAAUUAAUAAUACCACUUCAAAUAAUAGUACAACUGUUUCUGAAUGUUUAAAUUCAAAUUCAAAUUCAACAACUACAAAUUUAUCAUCAUCUUCUUCAAGUGUUUCUUUAAUAUAA
Molecule: messenger RNA, 798 nt
Organism: Dictyostelium discoideum AX4
Lineage: Eukaryota; Evosea; Eumycetozoa; Dictyosteliales; Dictyosteliaceae
Product: cysteine dioxygenase
Exons: 2
Coding region: 1-798 (265 amino acids)
Molecular function (GO): oxidoreductase activity, acting on single donors with incorporation of molecular oxygen, incorporation of two atoms of oxygen; iron ion binding; cysteine dioxygenase activity
Source: RefSeq, a predicted model, not a curated record